GAGGGCGUCGCGUGCUUAGCACAAGUGCGUCUCCGUCUGUGUGUGUGUUGUGUGUGUGUCUCCCUCAUCCUGUGUGUUUACCUCAGGCUCCCGAGAGGGUCGACUGCGUCUAAACCUCCCCACUUACUAAUCGCUCGAUCGCGUCAGUCGACUCGCCGGCACCAUGGAGCCGCUGGGCACGCGGUCCAGCACCGUCGCCAUAGAGACGCUGGAGAAGUGGUGCCACGCUCGGCCCCAGCCGAGCGAGUCGGGCAGCCCGCAGGCGGCCCUGCCGCUCGGCACGGCCACCGCCGCUGUCGCCCCUCACGCCCGGUGCCCCCCCUCGCCCUUCCCGUACCGAGAUGACAUCAACGGAAAGAUCGCCCUAUGGAAGGGCGACGUGGCGCACCUGAACUGCAACGUCAUCGUGUGCCCCACCAACGAGCACCUCAACGACAAGAACGCCGUCAGCGACAGCGUGCACGCGCUCGCCGGGCCGCAGCUGCACGACGAGCUGCGCAAGCUGAACGGCUGCCGCACCGGAGAGGCCAAGAUGACGAAAGCCUUCGGCCUGGCGGCACGCUUCAUCGUGCACACGGUGGGGCCGCGGUACAACUCGCGCUACCGCACGGCGGCCGAGACCUCGCUGCACGGAUGCUACAAGCGCGUGCUGCACAUCGCCACGGAGAAUCGCCUGAAUUCCGUGGGGCUGUGUGUCAUCAAUACGCCCAGGAGAGGCUUCCCAGCAGCUGACGCGGCACACAUUGCCUUGAGAACCGUCCGCCGGUUUUUGGGAAAAACCACGGAGAGAGCAUAUCCACCAUCGUGUUCGCCGUGA
This is a messenger RNA of Lethenteron reissneri (Far Eastern brook lamprey), 817 nucleotides long. RefSeq names its product ganglioside-induced differentiation-associated protein 2-like. Lineage: Eukaryota; Metazoa; Chordata; Hyperoartia; Petromyzontiformes; Petromyzontidae. The record is from RefSeq and is a predicted model, not a curated record.